GACUGUGUGCUGUCGUGUUUUUGUUUACUUCUCUCUGCGCCUGUGUUUUUUCUCUGUCUUUGCGGCUCUCGUGGCCCGUGAGUGGAGAGGAUGUCUGAGACCGCUCCUGCCCCGCCGGCCGCCCCCGCGCCUGCGCCCGCGGAGAAGACGCCGGUGAAGAAGAAGGCUGCGAAGAAGGCAGCCGGCGCUGGCGGAGCGCGGCGCAAGGCUGCCGGGCCGCCCAUCUCGGAGCUGAUCACCAAGGCGGUAGAGGCCUCCAAGGAGCGCAGCGGCGUGUCUCUGGCCGCUCUGAAGAAGGCGCUGGCGGCUGCCGGCUACGACGUGGAGAAGAACAACAGCCGCAUCAAGCUGGGCUUGAAGAGCCUGGUGAGCAAGGGCACCUUGGUGCAGACGAAAGGUACCGGCGCGUCAGGCUCGUUCAAGCUCAACAAGAAAGCUCCGGCGGCUGAGGGCAAAGGCAAGGGCAAGAAGGCUGCGUCUGCCAAGGCCAAGAAGCCGAGCGCUGCAGCCAAGAAGCCCAAGAAGGCCUCGGGAGCGGCGGCCAGCAAGAAGAGCGUCAAGAAGACGCCCAAGAAGGUGAAGAAACCGGCAGCGGUGGGAGCCAAGAAGGCGGCCAAGAGCCCGAAGAAGCCUAAGGCCGCCAAGGCCAAGAAGGUGGCUAAAAGCCCGGCUAAGGCCAAGCUGGCCAAGCCCAAAGCGGCCAAGCCUAAGGCAGCCAAGCCCAAGAAGGCGGCGCCCAAGAAGUGAAGGAAUUUCUUCCCGCCGUGCUCCCUACCCGACCUCUUUAUUAUGAACUCAAAGGCUCUUUUCAGAGCCACCCCAUAGAUCUCAAAGAGAGAUGCUGAACACGAACGUACACGACGUG
This is a messenger RNA of Phascolarctos cinereus (koala), 865 nucleotides long. RefSeq names its product histone H1.4-like. The record is from RefSeq and is a predicted model, not a curated record. Gene Ontology annotation, cellular component: nucleosome. Lineage: Eukaryota; Metazoa; Chordata; Mammalia; Diprotodontia; Phascolarctidae. Gene Ontology annotation, molecular function: DNA binding; structural constituent of chromatin. Gene Ontology annotation, biological process: nucleosome assembly.